AUGUUCAACCAUUCCCUUGUCGUCGUCGUCUCGGCGGCAUCGAUGAUGCUGCUCAUUGCGGUUUCUCUCCACUCGUCCCUUACGACAUUCUGGGGGAGAUUGGACGUGCAGCUGAGCAGCGAUGCUUCUCCUCCUGGAAAUGGCCGUCAUGGUCAGUUGGGUGCUGUUGCGUCUGAGAAUCGAAACUGUAGCCAGAUGGGGGCGGAGAUGAUGAAGAUGGGUGGAACCGCGGCGGAUGCUAUGGUUGCAACUGUAUUCUGCAUUGGCGUGAUUGCAAUGUAUCAUAGCGGUAUCUCUGGUGGUGGAUUCGCAAUUGUACGAACGCCAGGAGGCGAGUACGAGGUCGUCGAUUUCAGAGAAAUGGCUCCUGCAGCAGCGCAUAAGGAUAUGUAUAAGGGUAACGUGGAAGGGGCGGUUUUAGGGGGUUUGGCUAGCGCUGUCCCUGGUGAGAUUAGAGGGCUGCAAUACCUGCAUGAGAAAUAUGGUACUUUGCCCUGGUCAACAGUUAUGAAACCGGCCAUUCGUCUUGCACGGGAAGGGUGGCCCGUCAAUGUGGACCUGGUCAAUUACAUGGAGACCGCAACAGCAGGAAAAGAGGAUUUUUUAUCCAAAGAUCCUUCGUGGGCGGUUGACUUUGCCCCCAAUGGAACGCGGUUGGGCCUGGGGGAUACUAUCACUCGUACAAGAUAUUCUCAAACACUCGAGACAAUCGCCAAUUACGGGCCCGAUGCUUUUUAUUCUGGGCCGCUUGCGGAUUCCAUGAUCCGAGCCCUCCAGGCACAUAAUGGGACUAUGACUCUAGACGAUUUGAAGAACUAUAGCGUUGUGAUUCGAAACGCUUCACAUAUCAAUUAUCGGGGUUACACUGUGACCAGCACGAGGGCCCCGUCCAGUGGUGUCGUUGCAUUGAGUAUCUUGAACAUUGUCGGUCAAUAUGAUGAUUUCUUUGUCAAGGGAAAUGUGAACCUGAGCACCCAUCAUCUUGUCGAGGCAAUGAGAUUUGCCUAUGGACAGCGGACGCAUCUGGCUGACCCAUCCUAUUCGGAGGGAAUGGAUGAAUAUGAAGAUCAUAUGCUAAAUAGUUCCAUGGCUGCUAUUAUCCGAAACAAAAUCUCUGAUUCGCAUACUCUCAAUGUCUCUGAUUAUAACCCCAAUGGAUUUGAAAGCCUAGAAACUCCGGGAACUUCUCACGUCGUCGCCGCCGACUCCAGAGGCCUCACCAUCAGCCUCACCACAACCAUAAACCUCCUCUUCGGAAGCAAAGUCAUGGUUCCCGAAACCGGCAUUAUCAUGAACAACGACAUGGAUGACUUUUCCAUCCCCAACACCAACAACUCAUUCGGCUACAUCCCCUCACCUGCCAACUUCAUCGAACCGGGCAAGCGCAUGCUCUCUUCCAUAUGCCCGGUGAUCGUCACCCAUCCCAACGGCACGGUCUAUUUCAUCACGGGUGCCGCGGGUGGGUCGCGUAUCAUUACUGGCACCGUGCAGAGUGUCAUCAAUCUCCUUGACAGGAAUAUGACCACCUAUGACGCGCUUAAGGAACCCCGUGUCCAUGACCAACUUAGCCCGAAUGUGUCAGAGUUUGAGUAUUCGUUUGAUAACAGCACGGUGGCGUUUAUGAUCAGUAGGAAUCAUUCGGUCAAAUGGGUUCUUCCGGGGGCCAGCAAGGUGCAAGCUAUCCGGCUGAUGGCGGAUGGCAUGUAUGAAGCGGUUGGGGAGCCUAGACAGGUUGAUUCGGGAGGAGCUGUUGCGUGA
Molecule: messenger RNA, 1758 nt
Organism: Histoplasma mississippiense
Lineage: Eukaryota; Fungi; Ascomycota; Eurotiomycetes; Onygenales; Ajellomycetaceae
Exons: 6
Coding region: 1-1758 (585 amino acids)
Biological process (GO): glutathione catabolic process
Cellular component (GO): plasma membrane
Molecular function (GO): glutathione gamma-glutamate hydrolase
Source: RefSeq, a predicted model, not a curated record